Molecule: messenger RNA, 8313 nt
Organism: Rhincodon typus (whale shark)
Lineage: Eukaryota; Metazoa; Chordata; Chondrichthyes; Orectolobiformes; Rhincodontidae
Gene: map1sa
Product: microtubule-associated protein 1Sa
Exons: 7
Coding region: 41-4576 (1511 amino acids)
Biological process (GO): regulation of microtubule depolymerization; axonogenesis; dendrite development
Cellular component (GO): dendrite; synapse; microtubule
Molecular function (GO): microtubule binding; actin binding
Source: RefSeq, a predicted model, not a curated record
UGAGUCGGCGUCGGCGGCGGCACCGAGACCGGGAGCGGGGAUGGCGGUGGCCGCCUCUGGGAACGGGCAGCGCAAAGCCUCGGCCCUGGUGGUAGUCGGAGAGGCCGGGAGGCCCGAGCUGUUGUCGGAUGUGAUCGCACAGAUUCGGCAAGGGAUCCUCUCCUGGGACAUCGAUGCUGCUGCCUACAGCCUGGAUGAACAGCUCAAGCUUUUUGUGUCCAGACAUUCUGCAACAUUUCCCACAGAAGCAAAAGAUCAAAAGAUUCUCCAUCACAGCGGUGAGGCAUUGGAAACAUUGGUGCUGAUAAACCCUUCCAGUGAGUCUCUGUGUGCUGAGGUCCGGAUUCUGAUCGCUGCACCAUCAAGACACAAGCUCCUGGUGUUGGCUGGGCCAUACCUGGAGGAAUCUGGUGACCUCCUCUUGCAGAAAAGAUCCUUCACACUCCAGGAUUUCAUCCAGAUCUUCACAGAUAAGGAGAUUGGAGAACUGUUGAGCUUCACACCUCCUGCUGACAAGGCCAGCCUUACUCUGGCCUGCCCUGACUUGGGAGAAUGGAAGAAAUCGAGCCUGGAGAAGCACAGUCUCCAGGAGUUCAUCGAGAUCAGGCUGAACCCUCCAGUCACACUGCCAGAGAUGGAAGGGCUGCAGGAAUUCCUGGAGUAUCUCUCUGAGACCAUGGAGGCACCCUCCCCCUUUGACCUACUGGAGCCCCCGGCCACCGUGGGCUUCCUAAAGCUCUCCAAACCCUGCUGCUACAUCUUUCCCGGAGGCCGAGGGGACUCGGCUUUCUUUGCAGUCAAUGGCUUCAAUAUUCUGGUGGACGGAGGAUCAGAUCAGAAAUCCUCAUUUUGGAAAUUGGUUCGCCACCUCGACAGGAUUGACGCUGUCCUGUUAACUCACAUUGGGACCGACAACCUGCCUGGUAUCAACAGUCUGCUGCACAGGAAGCUGGCAGAGCUGGAUGAUGACCAGUCUCUAGGCUCUGAAUUGAACAAUGACUGGACGAAGCAUCUUAUUUCUCCUGAGAUUGGAGUCAUGUUUCUCAACGCACCCAAGAAGCUACAACAUGUUGAGAGAAACAAUGUGAGGAGAAGCAUUGAUGAGGUUAGUGUGACGCUUCAGUAUUUGGACCUGUUGCAUAUUAACCCAGUGCCACUCUAUAGAAUUGUUGGCAAUUCUUUAGAACCUCUAAUUCUCUUUCAAAAGAUGGGAGUUGGACGACUGGAGAUGUAUGUCCUGAAUCCAAUUGAAGGGAGUAAGGACCUGAGCUACUUGAUGCAACAGUGGGCAGGCAAUGGUUGUCCAAAAGGAGGGAAUGUUCCGCUUCAAUGCCAGGUUUCCAUUUGUGUCCUCAUUGUUUGGCACCCAGCAAGUCGGGUCGAAAAGAUAAUUCGGGUGCUGUUUCCUGGUUGCACUCCUCAGAACAAGAUUCUGGAGGGACUGGAAAAGGUGAAGCACCUGGAUUUCCUGAAGCAGCCUUUGGCCACCCAGAGCGAGCUGGAGUCUCGGCAGAAAGACAAAGGCCCAAAGCCCAAACGGGCCGAAAGUCGGGAGAGUCUCCACAGCCUCAGCAAGGGGUCGAGUGGUAAGGGAGGUCGUGACCCAGAGGCUGGCCUGGUCGGAUCGCGGCUGGGGUCUGCCAAACCCCGGGUAGAGAGGAAGGACAAGUCUGGGAAAACUAAAGCUGACACAGCAACCUCCAGUGAGGGAGCAAAAGAAUCUCGCCCCAAUAUGUCAGCAGAGCCGAAGGCUAGAGAGCAAGGUGGGGACAAACUGAAAACCACCACCCAACUGAAACCAUCCAAGGAAAAACUACAAAAGAAAGAGGCCAAGCCAAUGAAACUGGAAGAGAAUAAGGAUGUGAAAGUCUCUAAAAGAGAAGAAAGAAAGGAUUCAGAGGAAAAGAAGCUGGUGAGAAAAGAGAUAUCAAAACAAGUUAAAAAGAUGGAGCCUAAAAAAGACGAAAAGACAGGAGCCAAGGCCCCCGUGAAAAAAAUGUCCUCCAUUUCUUCUGACAGCAGAAAGUCUUCAGCAAAAAGCAAUAUGCCAAGCAAAGAGACCAAAAAAGAUCUACAUACUUCUGCAAAAGGGUCUCUCAAAACCAAACCAAAGCUUCAGAAUAAGGAGACUGCAGCAGAUUGCAAACAGGCUGCAGGCAGCAUAUCCCUCACCGAGAAGGGUCCCGAGCUGUCUACUUCCAAGAUGUCCACUCCUGAGGAUGUGACAGCCGAUUUUGAACAUCUCGAACCAGCUGAGCAAGAGGUACAGGCACGAGGUGCAGAGACUGGGUCAGAAGGGAAUGAAGGGAAGGUGGUCAUACCAGACGAAACCUCACCUGAUGAGGGCUUCACUACGAUGGAGAAUGAAAGUGAGCUGGAGUCUUCUCCCCAAGAUGAUGGCCAGCUUGUCGACACUACCAUCCCUGAAAGGGAGGACCCAGUCGUCUUGGAGUUCGAGCCACACGAUGGGGGCAAGAGUACAGAAGAGAAACAGGAAGCCAGAGGUGACGCAGAGGCUGAAUCUCAUCAAGGUAUGAUUAGAAUUAAUCAUAUUAAUGGUCUGAUCUGUGAUACUGAAAAUGAAGAUGGUUUUGAGAUGGAAAGUCCUGAUAAAUUCAGAUAUCUUGAUGAAAAGUUAAGCCCUAGUAGGAACAUGGCAGCCCUUUCACCUCUUCCUAAAACCCCACGGAGUGAUCGUAGUGUUAACUUUGACCUAACACCAACUGAGCUUGGGCCACUAGAGGAAAUUAAAGGGCAGAUGUCGGUCAACAACCAGGAGACUCUGGAGGACCAGUGUGCAAGCUCUGAGGAGAAGACCUUGGAGAUGGUCUCUCCUCCAGGAUCAGGCCCUGCCAGUGCUGGCCAUACCCCAUUCCAUCAAUCACCCAUUGAUGAGAUCAUUCCCAGAGGUGAAGAUGGCUUAAUUGAGAGAGUUUCCAGCCUUCUCAAUGAGGAGACCCAGUUGAACAAUGCUUGUAAUAAGCUUUUAGAUGGAGGACCCCAGUCAAAUGCACGACUACCUUUUGAAAACACCAGUGCUCCACUGGACAGACAUACUGGCUUCCUGACCUUAAGUCCAUUCAAGGAAGUAGUCCCUGAUGUUUCGCUGACUCUGACCACCCCCUCAUUGCCAGCUGAGGUUGGUUCUCCUCAUUCCACAGAAGUCGAUGAGUCUCUGUCAGUCUCCUUUGAACAAGUUCUGCCACCUGUGAGUGAAGCUCUGGCCUCUCCAAGAGAGCAUAACCAGAGGGGACCUUUCAAUGGUCUUUCUCCUGAACAUGAAACCUUCUCAGCAAAGGGCGACCCUCCUGGCAUGAGCUUGCCCUUGAAAUCGUUGCAAGAUCCAUUCCGGGCUCCACAGGUGCCAUUGGGCAGUGCCUUGGAUGGUGAUGGUGUGUUAACUCGCGGCGAUGGAAUUGAUGGGCAUUUGCCACGUGUGAUGGCUCUGCCCUCCGAGUCUCCUCAUGAUGUUGACUUGUGCCUCGUAUCACCCUGUGAAUUUAAGCACCCAAAGACUGAACUCUCACCCUCCAUCAACCCCAGCCCACGGGAGUUAUCAGACGAAAGUGACCUUUCCCAGGAAUUUGCCAAGCCGGUUGGCCAAAGGAGAGGUCACAGGUCUCCCUCCAGUCGAAAGGCAGCACUGGAUGAAAGGACCCCAACCUCUGCCAGUGAGUCCCUUCCAACCCUUUCAGGUUCUGAUGCCCAGCCUGGGACUGAGGACUGCCCGUCCAUCACUGCAGAUGGUGGCAUUGACUCUGAGGAAGAAUCUGAGAUCCUUCCUGCCGACAGGUCUCAUUCUCCUGUGUCUUCAAGACCAUGUGACCCUCUGCCUGCCCCGAUGAAAGACCCUCACCCACCCCCACCCCAACCUGGUAUCUGUAUGGUAGACCCUGAAGUACUGACACACAACUCUACCAAAGAUGCCAGAGAGAGGACGAAAGGCAAAAAAUUGGGUUCAAAGCCGACUUUGGGCUCUGCAGCAAGGAAAACUGAAAACACUAAACAAUCGACUCUCUCCAAACCAAAAGGUCACCAACUGACGCCCAAAGAGUUGGAUAAGAUGGCCACAGGCAGUAAGAACAAUGAACCAGCGAAGGUUUUCAGAGUAAGUUCCAACCAGUCAAUAAAUUCGGAGGAGAAGAAGGGAAAGUAUCUUCAAACUACAAGUUCCAAACCGCCUCGCAACGUGGUGACAGGUGCAGUGAGCAAGGCUCCUUCUGUGGGAUCCCCUGUUUAUGUUGAUCUCGCCUACAUUCCCAACAACCAUAGUGCUAGAACAAUCGACGCAGACUUUUUUAAACGGCUGAGAUCUUCAAUCUACGUCAUAAGUGGAGAUGAUCCCCAGAAGGAGAGGGCGAUGAGGAACAUUCUGGACUCUCUCCUGGAAGGCAAAGCCGUGUGGGGGGAUAAUAUCCAGGUCACCAUAAUCCCAACCUUUGAAUCUCCGAUCAUGCACGAGUGGUACCAGGAGACCCAUGAGAGGCAGCAGUCACUGAACAUCACAGUGCUGGGGAGCAACAGCACUGUUGUCAUGCAAGAAGAGACCUUUCCAGCCUGCAAAGUGGAAUUCUGAUCAGGCGUUUGUUCACCAAACAGAACUUUUUUUAAGCGCUUUUGUUGUGCGCAGGGAGUUGUAACCCUUUUUUUUGGAUUAAUCCCACCCUCUAAUAGGCAAAAAUAUUGAUCCUUCUCUGGAGUGUUUCUGGUGAUGUAUCAAGUAAUGCACAUUGACCCCCCCCCCCUCCAAAUUUCUUACAUUUCAUGUGAUGCUUCAAACGUUGCACGACCAUCUCAGGCCCAAGAUCCCUGCGAGCACCAGUGAACUGGGUGAAGGGCUGAGCUGUGACAAUGGGGGAGGGCAAGAGCCUGCUGGGACCAAGAGGUUAGAAUGGUAUCUGGUGGCCACCAAAUACUUUUGGAAUGAGGGCUACUUGUUUUCCUUUUGUAUGCAAAUAGAUGACAGGGUUUUUAGUCUUGUUCACUGUGCAAAUCACUUGGCAUAAAGGAGAGCACUCACUGACUGCUCUGGAGCUGGCUUGGUUCUCCCCAUGGUCUCUAGAGUGACAGCUUGGCUCGUGAGCUUUUUAAUUCCAGCCUGUGCUUGUGGCUGUUCUAUUGCCAAUUGUAACAGUGAGCGAAGUCUCUGGUGUAGGGUGGGUUUUCUCGUGACCAGUCACAGUUUCAAUUAGUUACAGAGGGCGUAAAUAAACUCCUCCACUAGGUGCCCAGGCCCUUUUCAGUAGGAACGUUGGAGCUAACAUUCACACUGAUCCCACACUGUUCUCACUAGAAGUCUAACCUCCUGGGUUAUGGGCUCCAUCAGCGCUGACUUGCUGCUGGCAUUUGAACCAAAUGAUCCAUCCUUCAUGCAAGUCUAAUGAUGUGUCAGCAGGUGAAUUGACCUGGAUGACUCAGUAAUUAGGCUGGUUUACACUCCUGUCCAGUUAUCUCCUGGACUGGACCUUGUAAACUAUCCCAGUGAUAGACUCAUCUCUGUCAGGCCUUGAUUUAGACCUGACUGACAAAUUAAACUCAACGCUGGCUGCAUUCAUAAAUGAGUAAGGGCCAAGCUGCUUUGAUUAUCAUUGAUUUUCUCAGCCAUUUUCCAUUUCCAGGAAGGAUGGUGACUGAAGGCAAUAGCAUGGGGAAAAUCUUGUAUCGCCUGGUUCUGGUUUAGUUGUGCAACUAUAAACAUCCUACCCUGGUUGUGCAUAUCUUUGAUGUCAAGUUUCUCUUUGAUCCAAUGUUAAACACUCACCAAUGCACCCAAAGACACAAAACCAAUCAGCUGAGAUCAGCCACAGACCGUGGUCUUAUCCAGUAGAAGUUCAUGAGUCUUUGGUUGAAACCAGGGUUGAAGAGGAAAGUUACGAUGGGAGUUCCUUGUUGCCCAGCAGAUUGAGUCAGCAUUUUUGGGUACCUGUAUACCACAUCGCUUUCAGAGUGAAGAAAAACAAUUUACCCUGUUAAAUCACUGCUUCAAGAACGUUCCACUAUAAACAGGAGGAGCUCUGAUACCUCAGUAUAAAAUAUAUUCUGCAUGUUAAUCAACUUCGAUUGUAUUGUGGGUGAGGGUAAUAUUUUUAUUUAUUUGUGGGAUGUGAGCAUUGCUCACCCAGCCAACAUUUAUUGCUCAUCCCUAAUUGCCCCUGAGGAGGUAGUGAUGAUCUGAGCGAAGGUGGAUGGUAUUUUGUUCUCUCCCUCCUGAAUAAUAGCUGAAGACUAUCACUUUGCAAACUGCAACAAAGUGGGAGUGGAGGAGAUGAUAUUGAUUUUAAAUUUGAGUCAGACUUGAUAACAAACAUCACCUAAAUUAUCUUGGACUCAAACCCAUCAUCAAUAUGAUAGGAAGCACAGGAGAGAAUUGAAGUAAUGACAGUUUGUGUGGUCCUAGUUUUCAACUGUGAAACACAUGACUUCUGUUCCUUCCACACCAGUCACCUUUCCCCAUGUGACAGGGCUGCUGUGACCUGCAAAUGACUCUAACGUCAAGUUGAUACUACCAUUGGCAGACAAUUGAAUUACUGCUUUGGUGAAUUGUUCUUAUCAGUAAGAGUUUUGUUUCCCAGUCAUUCACGGUGACAUGAGAAUGCAAACAGUUUAUGGCCUGGUAAAGCUUCGUUCAGUGUGGUGAUCUCAGCUGUGAGACAUCGCUUAUCUGGAAAGGGUAGGUAGUCUGGAUGCAGAAUACAGUGUCUUCAUGUUGACUUCUUGACAGAGGGCCUUCCCAUUGCUGGAUGGAGAUGAUAUCACCGGCCCAAUGUCUCCAUCAGUCUAAUCCUGGUAAUGGCAGCUUGGCCAUUUUAGCCAGACACUGAGUCAACAGACACCUACUUGUGACUUGAGUGAAUGAUGGUUGGGAAAGUAGAUUAAAGAGCAGAUGGAUGUAUUUGGAGGCGAGUGUAGAGUGCUAUACUGCUAAGGGUUAGAGGGGUUAGAAUGAUGACUAUAUUCUAAUGCUGACGGGGGCCAAACUCCACUUGGAAGAUCAGAUUGUGGGUGUUGUUCAAUGCUUUCAAAUUGUCUGAACUGCAGGUUCAUGUUAAAAGUUCUCUUUUUGGUCUAGACAAAGCAAAUGGCCUUUUGUUGAUGGUUGUUGAAAGGAAAGUAGGUGGAGGGACAAGUGAAAUCAAAACCAGGAAGCAUCAAUCCUCCUAUGUUUAACACAGAUCUGCCAUAAAAGCCACUUUCUCCUUCUCCACUGUCUCCUUGGAGUGUGGACUGCAAGGCUAGACCUGUUGUCAGCCCUCCCUAUAGGGUCUGUCUUCCCCUCAUGGGGUAUUGGGCAACAUGGGAUGUGCUCUCUGUUUACAUGGAGAACAAUAGUAGUUCAAAUUUUAAUAAUCUUGUGCCCUGAAAUCAGCUAAUUUAAUCCUGUACACUCCACUGAGAGCAUAGAGAGCUCAUGACACACAAGCAUGUAACUGAAAAAGCUGCAAUUUCAAACCAGUUAUUUAUUCUCAAAAUUAAUAUAUAAUAAGCUUUUGGUUAUGGUUUACACUUUUUUAAUUGCUGCCUUAUCUGAGCAGCAUUGUUUUGUCAAACUUUUCAUUACAUUUUUUUAUUGUGAGGUUUAAUCAGUAUUAAACACUAAUUGGUGAAUUAUUUUAAGGUUAAUUCAAUGGAGGAUGCAAAUGUUUGUCCUGAUUUAUGCAUUUCAUUGAGAAUUGUACUGUAGUCCUGAAUAUGUAUGUGAAACUUUCCAUAACUGCUGUCUGUGCAUUACAUUGACAGGAUAUCAUGUGUUUUAAAGGGUAGUGUGUUUACACAUCAGUAGGUGGGGAUAAUGCCUAUCUCAGAAUUGAUGGGAGGCGCUACCAACCAACCUUGUUAGAAGUAUGGAUGUUUGAUUUUAGCCUAAAAUAAUAGAAAAUGCAAGGUUUCUCCCCAUACAGAGUGGUGAUUGAUUCGAUCCUCCAUUGUAGAUGCUGGGGGAGCUCAUACAAUUUAACUGUUGACGCCACCUCCCCGCUCCCCCCGCGCGCACACUCCAUUUGUAAGCACCCAUAUUUAUACUGUUAAUUUGGUUCACUGGUAAGGGGAGGGCUUGCAGGGGGUGGGUGUGCUGUGUGUCAUUUGGGGAGGGAGUCUCUCUUCAGUGUUUCACUUUAAAUGGGGAGGUGUCUGCAUGGAAUUGCUUAAGUCACUUCCCUGUUACUGUGCAGAAGCCCAGGCUGCUAGUUGUUCCCAUUUGCUUUUGAGGAUUGUCUGUGUAUGUGCACAGACUGAUCUAUCCGUUGGCACUACUGUUUUUAAAAAAAAAAGUCUGGCUUUAUGAUGAAAUUGAACAAUAAAAUUUAAUUAAAGGAA